AUCUGUACUGGGACAACAUGAUUGAAAGGAUGCUCUCAAUACUGUUAGCAAUACCAAUUAUUUUCUCGGUCCUUGCGGUUUGUCAUGGGAAGGACAUGGCAUCUCUUCCGAACAUAGUCAUUCUUUUUGCUGAUGAUGUUGGCUAUGGAGAUCUUGAAGUUUAUGGUCAUCCAACAUCAUCAACUCCAAACCUCAACAGACUAGCAGAAGGAGGGCUUGUGUUCAGUCAAUUCUAUGCAGGUGCUCCGGUCUGUAGUCCUUCGAGAGCAGCUUUGAUGACUGGUCGGUAUCCCACUCGGUCAGGAAUCUACCCAGGAGUUCUAGUCCCAACCAGUACUGGUGGCCUUCCCCACAAUGAAACGACCAUUGCUGAAAUCGUCAAGACCAAAGGCUACAGCACAUCCAUCAUCGGAAAGUGGCAUCUCGGUGUUGGGGAGAAUGGAACUUACCUACCAACCAACCAAGGUUUUGAUGAGUAUCUUGGAGUGCCUUACUCACAUGACAUGUGCCCUUGCUACAACUGCUUCUACCCCAAUGAUCCAUGUUGGAACACCUGUGACUCGGACUACACCUACUGUCCUUUGUUCAACAAUACUGAAAUCUUGGAGCAACCGGUCAAUCUAACAACCCUGGAUGCUACAUAUGUCCAACGAGCUAAAUCAGUCAUUCAGAGAAAUGCCAAUGCUGGUACGCCAUUUUUCUUGUACUAUGCAUUUCAGCAUGCUCACCACCCGCAGUUCGCAAGCAAGGAGUUCCGCAAUGCAACGGCCAGAGGAACAUAUGGAGACUCACUUGCAGAGUUGGAUUGGUGUGUUGGUCAAGUGAUGGAGCAACUCAAGAUGAGUGGAGUCCUUGAUAACACUCUUGUCCUCUUCACAUCUGAUAAUGGACCCAGCCUGCGAAAUGAAAACAGAGGCGGGAAUGCUGGACUCCUCAAGUGCGGGAAGGGCACCACGUACGAGGGUGGACAGAGGGUACCAGCUAUCGCUUACUGGCCCGAGCUUAUUGCUCCAGGUCGCACUACUGCACUGGCUAGCAAUUUGGACUUUUUACCUACCAUUGCUAAUCUUGUUGGUGCAGAUCUGCCUUCAGUAACUCUAGAUGGAGUAGACAUGGCGCCUAUUCUGUUUGAGGGAAAGCAGGGUGCAAGGGACACAUUCUUUUACUACUUCACUGAGCCCAAUCCUAAGUUUGGAAUCUAUGCAGUCCGAUACAAUCAAUACAAGGCACACUACUACACUCAGGGUCAAAUCAACUCCAAUGAAUUUAACCAUGAUGAGGACUGCCGGCCUUCAGCCACCCGGACGCUGCAUGAUCCUCCCCUGCUCUACGACCUCGACCAUGACCCCAGCGAGAACUACAACCUCUCGUCAAAAGAGUACGGUCCGAUUUUGGCCAAGAUUCAGGAGAUUAAAACGCAGUUUGAGAGCACAAUGGUCUGGGGUGAGUCCCAGGUGCAGAAGCCGAAGAGUUCUGCUGUUGAACCUUGCUGCAAGAAGGACUGUAUUCCCUUCCCAGAUUGCUGCCAAUGUCAUCAGCGAUCAUGGUCAUCAUUGCUUAAAUUAUCAACCUAUGGCAAUAGAGAUGACGGUAAAUUUAGAUGGACUUUGCAUUGAUUCGAUUUUCAUUUGACCUUGGACAUUGAGAAGGUUGAAAAUCUUGAUCAUUGUGAAACAUAAUGCAAAUCUAGCAAGUAAGUUUGUCAUUUGCUGAUAAUGAUGUUAAUAUUAAGUAUUUAUCAGGUGCCGAUUAUCUAGUUGUCUAUUCAAUGCCACGCUAUAAAUUUAUAUUAGCAUCAGCUUUAGCAUCAGCUGCUAAAGGCGCUUGGUGCAUUCAAGGAAUUAAUCCUGCCAGGUACCCAUUCACUUCACCUGGGUUGAGUGCAGCAAAAUUUGGGUAAAUUUCUUGCUGAAGGAAAACACGACAUGGCUGGGAUUCAAACCCAUGUCCCUCUGAUUGAAAGACAGGAGUCGGAACCACAAGACCAGCGCUUCUCAUCCGGUGGGCGGCGGAGCUCUCUCAGGUGGGCAGUGAGAAGCCCUUGAGGGAAAUAAAAAAAUGGGGGAAAAACUUUAGUAUA
This is a messenger RNA of Lytechinus variegatus (green sea urchin), 2080 nucleotides long. RefSeq names its product arylsulfatase A-like. NCBI's taxonomy places the organism in Eukaryota, Metazoa, Echinodermata, Echinoidea, Temnopleuroida, Toxopneustidae. The transcript is spliced from 4 exons. The record is from RefSeq and is a predicted model, not a curated record. Gene Ontology annotation, molecular function: arylsulfatase activity. The coding region runs from base 18 to 1616 and encodes 532 amino acids.